GAGAUGGGGAGUGUCCCCCAUUAAUGCCUCAACGAGAGUGUGCAUAUCAGUCGGUCAUUCAUUUGUGUUAAGAACCACUCUUUCCAUAAAAUGAGGUCAUCUUUGUGUUGAAAUUUUUUUCGGCAGACAGAAAAUCGAGUCAAAUUGAUUUAUGAUAGCCCUUAAUCACAGAAAAGUCCCGCAGGAGGUUCAAGGGAAAAACUCACAAAACCUCACUUGGGGAAAAAUGAGAAGCCUUGAGAAGGGGCCACAGGUGGGGCAUGCCCCUUCCAGGAUGAGCGGGCUGCGAUGGAGGCCAAGUGGGCAUUAUUGAACACAAGAUGGUGCUCUAAAAAGUUAAUUUGAAUCAUGCAAGAGUCCAUUUCAUAAAAUGAACGCUGCGCCAUCUUCUAACUUCUUAACACCUCUACCCCAAAGAAGGUAUUUUACCGCAAGACAAGUGAACUAAGCGGUAUGCAGCACGGUCAUUUCAUAAACCACACCAGGGCAAGAACAACAGAUUAUUUUUGACCACUGGAAACUGUUGUAUACCGAGCACUGGACCAAGUCUUAAGUAAUCAUUUCUCCUUUGACCCUUUCAGGUACAGCGAUUACUACACUGGACAUCUUAUCAUGUUAUCGGGUCAAAGGGGUUCAUUCAAGGUUGUCAACUGAAGCGAAGGCUCCUGUAAGGAGUUCAAACACAAACUAAAGCUCAAGAAAACGAAUGGCGGUGAAGAAGCGUCCAAGACGACUAUCUCAGCCUCAAGCAAGCUCCGACCGCAAGCAGAAUUUGACCAGCGCGAUCGUUUGUAUUGAAUUUGAUCGUUCAGAAAGACAGUCGCCACAGUCCAUCCGCUGAUGAGCCGAAUCCUGGUAUGAAAAACUGAGAAAGUCGCCACAAAAACAAACCGAUACGCAGAUCGGCUAGUGUCGCUCAUUUGCCACGAUGACUUCAGUCAGUCAACGGGAUAAAAAUGCAACGUACGUGUUCUCCAGUCGGCCCAGGCCGGUCGAGAGUCGCUCAAAGUUCAGCGGGUCCCCCACGGAAACUCCCCAGUAUGGAAAUAUUAUGUACGACCGACGGGUCAUCCGGGGGAAUGUUCAUAGUCAACACAUGUUGCCGGCGAAGACAACGAUGCAGGCGGCCGAUAUUCAACAGCAACACCGAUUCCGGAGGAGGUCGGUGGAGUUCAUGAGGUCCAGGGACCACGUGUGGUUCAAGACUCACGACAACCUGCCCGGUAGAAAACACGUUGACGUGCAAACCGACUCCUAUCUGGAGGAGCUGAGUAACAUCCUGGUGACGAAAGAUAUCGACUCGCAGACGGAUCGUUUCUUGGACAGGCCGGCCACGCCGCUAUUCAUCCCCGCUAAAUCUGGCGAAGAUGUUGCCACGCAAAUCGAAGAGGGGGAGUUGUUUGACUUUGACAGGGAGGUGCAACCGGUGUUGGAGGUCCUGGUGGGCAAAACCAUUGAGCAGUCUCUCCUGGAGGUGAUGGAAGAGGAAGAGCUGGCUUGUUUGCGAGCCCAGCAGAGGGCCUUCGAGCAGCUGAGAAACGCCGAGUUGGCCGAAGUGCAGCGACUGCAGGAGCAGGAGCGCCGCCGCAACGAGGAAAAGGAGUGCCGCAUUGCCCAGCAGAAGGAAGCGGUGAGGAAAGAGAAAGAAACGGCGGAGAUGAUCGCCGCCCAAGCGUGCGCGCAGCAGUUCCUCUCCAAACUUUUCCCCGCCGUCUUCGCUUCACUGAGGAGACACGGCUACUUCUAUGACCCGGUGGAGAGAGAUAUCGAGGUGAAUUUCUUCCAGUGGCUGAUGGCCGAGGUGAACAACACUCUGGAGAAGAGGAACUCGGCCAGGCUGCUGCUGGACACCAUCAUCCACGACAUCGCCCUGGAGAGGCGGGAUUUCUUCAAGGAUUUGGAGGCUGAGCUGGUCCAAUCGGACUAGGAGAGAAAGUGGCUGGGCCAGUCUGCCGGGUGUCGCGUCGGGCCUGCGAUUGAUUGACCAAUCCAAUUCAAUAACCUUCAGAGUGGGGCCGACGAUUUUGUUUUUGGCUCGUCAUGUUUUGCUGCCUGCCACAGCCUGCUUGGAGUUAUUUCAUGACACUCCGGUUUGGAAUUGACAGGAAAACUGAACAAUGGGAAAUCAAUGGAGACAUUUAACAGACUGGGAAAAAUAAUAGACGCAUGUAUUCUCCCCAGUCUGUGAAAAAAAAAUCCUAU
Hippocampus comes (tiger tail seahorse) is the source of this 2202-nucleotide messenger RNA. Its product is annotated as radial spoke head protein 3 homolog. The transcript has a single exon. Gene Ontology annotation, cellular component: cilium. Bases 929 to 1927 code for a protein of 332 amino acids. The record is from RefSeq and is a predicted model, not a curated record. Lineage: Eukaryota; Metazoa; Chordata; Actinopteri; Syngnathiformes; Syngnathidae.